Molecule: messenger RNA, 2225 nt
Organism: Pichia membranifaciens NRRL Y-2026
Lineage: Eukaryota; Fungi; Ascomycota; Pichiomycetes; Pichiales; Pichiaceae
Exons: 1
Coding region: 42-2180 (712 amino acids)
Cellular component (GO): nucleus
Molecular function (GO): ATP hydrolysis activity; DNA binding; ATP binding
Source: RefSeq, a predicted model, not a curated record
CUUGCGUCCCGAAAACAACUUGUCUUGCCCACACAGAUAUCAUGGUGUGUGUGGAUACUGACGCUCCCCCCAAGAUGCCGCCCAAAUCGUAUACCCCAGCCCAGAUACUGCUUUCUAUAAACGCAAAGAAAACAUCCGAUAAAGACACAAAUGAGAAGACGGUGGAAGAAUCGAGGGAACAGAUCCUGGGCCCACCACAUGCCGUGCCAUCUCCGGACUCAGAAAGGCUAAAAUCUUCUCCUUCUCAGAAGGGCGUCAACUUGUCAGAACUAUUGACAGGGAACAAAAACAACAAGAACAAACCGAAAACAUUCAUGGUCAAGCUCAAGGUCCCCCCGAAACAAGCACAUAUAGUCACCCUCAAAUUUAAAGACUCCGGUCUACUGAAGAACGCCGUUUCCAAACCCAAAGUGCAUGCUAAUUCCUCACCACACCCUUUUUUCAAAGAAGUUUUCCAGCGACUGAAAACGAAAUCAGAUAUGAAAGUUUUCCACAAUGGAGAUGAGAGGGACCAGCCAGCAUCCAUAGCACAGAGGUCGUACACUUUACCGAAGCCAGACAGGUCUUCUUUCAAGGUUCGAAAUCUCUCGCCGCCAGAAAUGCUACAACUAAAAUCAUUAUACGAUCAUUGCCUGCAUCUAGGUUUACCUUUGAAAACAAAGAUAAUCAUUCCAGAUCUGAGUUUCAGCGGAAUUGACUUUCUGCUGUUUUAUUCAUUAUACAAAGAUAUAUCUUCAAGUCGUGAGUCCAUACAUAAAGGCUAUGUCGUCACAAUAGAUACAGAACCAAACUUGAAUAUGCAGACUAUAACAAACAGUUACCGGCAUCUCCAGUUCGACGAAAGAUACAACAAGUUUUUCGAUCCCCAAUAUUGCCAAUCGCUUGCUCAAGAUACAGUAAAUCAAUGGUGUGAUUUAUAUCGCCCACAUGAGCACUCACGAUCUCUGCAAAAGCAAUACAUUGCAAAUGAUGUGUUCAACUGGUUGACUACAGCCUUCAGCAACCUGAAAAAGGUCAAUCAGGUCAAAAGGAAAGAAAAGUUGACGAAAAAGAAGUCUUCCUCGACCAAAGAACUUGAUUCAUUCAUUGUUUUCUCAGACCACGAAGAAACGGAUCAUGAAUUGGAUGAUUUCUCUACAACAGUGCCCUCCCUUAUAAUCGAAGGCCCUUUGGGGUGUGGCAAAACAAGCAUGAUCCACUCCAUAGUUGACGACGAGUUGGAUGGUUUUGUUUUCGAAUUUAACUCCAGUCAAUCGAGAGCAAGAAAGGAAAUAGAUUUCCAUUUGAAACAGAUCGGCACAACUUCUAUGGUGCAAAGAUCAAAAUCCUACAAUAAUGACAAAACCGUGAUUUUGUUCGAUGAUGUCGAUCUUAUCGAUGAUGACGAUAAAGAUUUCUGGUCGGGCGCUACCGACUUGCUAAGUUACUCUUAUAGGCCAGUCGUAUUCAUCACCAGUGAUUUGAAAAAAAUACCCACACACAUUGUCGAUGAAUCCACUGUCUACAGGUUUGACAAAAUUCCAAAAAACGAGAUCUACCAGUAUUUGAAUAUGCUUGCGCUUUCUAGAAAUUUGAAUAUAGACAGCAAAGUUUUGAAUGAACUUUCAGCCAUGGAUUUGAGGAAAUCUCUGAUGCAGCUACAAAUGUUUUCAUACAAUUUCGACUUGUCAAACGUGGGUUUGACAAACGUUACGGCGAUCAAUGACGAGGACACUACCAAUGUGACCGAGCAUGAGUCGAAUUUGGAACAACUCAACAAUAUUCAGUAUCAAAUGGACUUGGACUACUUCACGAAGGCAGGUAAAUUCAGUGAUGACGCCGAUUCAUAUAUUGAUGAAGACCUCGCAGGCGACCUUGGCAUCGUUGAAGGAAGAAUCAGCGACAGAUAUGAGACCGACAGAAACUCAUGCAUCGAGUUCUAUGCCUCGAAGUAUUUUUCAAACGGAUCUCGUUCCAAGGCAUGCAGGUACAUGGACGGCGAUGACUACAACAAGAAGCAUCCUGCCAACACCUUCUACAGUCUUUCGAGGGAGAAGGUGGCCCUCGACUUGCUUGGGCUUGUGCGGGCAAUGGCCCAAAAGGAAUAUACGCGUGCACAAAACAACUACCCGAGGCGCUUUGACCUCCACCCCUUGGACACCUUUGACUUGCUUCACAUAAGCUCCACCACUGCUCUUUAAACAGAUCUCUAUAGAUGUGUAAUGUAUGAAAGACAAAAAUCCGGU